AGACCAGCUGAAUGUGUACCGUGCGCUUAGCCUUAAAACCUGCUAUCAAACAAUUAUUUUCAAGCCAACAGAGAGCUAGUGUCAGUCAUGUCUGACGGCCCAGGGGGUUUUGAGGUGGAGGAGGAUGAUGAGUGCUGGGCACAGCUGGAAGACUACAGAAUGCUUCUUAUCAAGACUAUUGAGCCCUCAAGGAUAACACCUUAUUUGAGACAGUGUAAAGUGCUGAGCAGCGAGGAUGAAGAACAGAUCUACAACGACCCCAGUCUGGUUAUCAGACGCCGAAAAGUUGGGGUGCUGCUGGACAUAUUACAAAGAACUGGCCUCAAAGGAUAUGAGGCAUUUCUAGAGAGUUUGGAGCUAGACUACCCAGAUGUAUACCGCAAAAUCACCGGCAAAGAGCCUGCUAGGGUCUUCUCCGUACUUAUUGACACUGCCGGGGAAUGUGGCCUCACUCAGUUCCUCAUGAGCGAGGUCUCUCGCCUACAGAAGCUCACACAGGACGAACGGAGGAAGCGACUCGAAGUGUCUGCGCAGGCGGCGGAGCAGCUAGACGCCAUCCGCCAGCUGCAGCUGUGUGAGAGUGAGCUGCACAAACAGCAGGGCCGCGUGCAGCGCAUCCGAGAUGAGCGCGAGCGCAUGUGCGAGGAAGCGCGUAAACUAAGAGACGAGAAUUACCGAUUGAUGCACGACUUGACCCGAUCAAGCGAGGAGAAGAACUACGCGCUCAUGUGUAACAGAGACCUCCAGCUCGAGAUUGAGAAAUUGAAACACAGCUUAAUGAAUGCAGAAAGUGACUCAAAGAUCCAAUGGAAAAAGACAAUAACCUUGAAAAAUGCCAUGGAGCAGAGGCCAAGUCCAGAGCUGAUCUGGCAGAUGCAGAGAGAAAAUGAUCUCCUUACAGCUCGUAUACAAGAGCUCGAAAGUGCUUCCAAGGUCCAAACUCUGGAGCACGAAAAGCUUGAUUCACAGUCAUUAGAGGAAUUCAAGCAACAAAGUCAGGCACAAUACCAGGAGCUGGUGAAUGAUCUCUACAAUCUAAGGAGAGACCUACAUGAUGCAGAAAAGCUGCGUGAUAAGUAUCGAGAGGAGAAGGAUGAGUUGAAACUGAAGUGCACAAUGCUAAAAAAGGACUCCAAAAUGUACUGUGACCGAAUGGAAGACAUUCUGAAGCAGCUGGAAGAGGUCAUCAAAGAAAGAGACAAGGCUAUUUAUACAAGAGAGGAGUACCAUUUGGAGAACUCAAAAAAUCUCCAAGACAAAGACCAGUACCGCAAACAGAUCCGGGAGAUGGGCGAGCGUUAUGAUGAACUUCAAGUCCAGUUGUUUCGAACUCAAGGAGAAGUUCUUGCUCUCCAUUCAAAGCUUCGCAAAAAGAAAAACCCAAUUCAAGUGAACUCAGAAGAAAGCUCCUUGCUGAGUUCAUUUGAGUCAUCAACAGGGUUGCUUACAUUUUGUCCACAGAUGAAAAGUCAGACCAGUGAGGAGGAGUCCAGGGAAAGACGUGAAAAGGAUAUGAGUGAAGAGUCACAAAACCAAACAUCUGGCGAGAACAAUUAUUCAGAGAGGAUGUUCACUGAGGAGGACAUAUCAGCUAACUGCAGACUUGAAGGAAAAUGCAACUUUUAUUAUAGGAGGAAAUGUGCUUUAAGAACCAAAAAAUUCACAGACAAAGAGAGUGUGCAGUGCAUCCUAGACAACACUACUGGGAGUGAUACAGACGGGACGUGACAUACAACUUUGGACAAGGGGACGAAAUGUGGCCUUCUUUGACGGCAUAUUAAAAUACAAUUUAAUGACAAUCCAACAUUGUUUUGCA
Messenger RNA from Sinocyclocheilus rhinocerous, 1816 nucleotides. It is a transcript of the gene card9, whose product is annotated as caspase recruitment domain family, member 9. Gene Ontology annotation, molecular function: CARD domain binding. The record is from RefSeq and is a predicted model, not a curated record. The coding region runs from base 88 to 1728 and encodes 546 amino acids. Gene Ontology annotation, cellular component: cytoplasm. NCBI's taxonomy places the organism in Eukaryota, Metazoa, Chordata, Actinopteri, Cypriniformes, Cyprinidae. The transcript has 12 exons. Gene Ontology annotation, biological process: positive regulation of canonical NF-kappaB signal transduction; regulation of apoptotic process.